AUGUUCAGAUACCUUCCACGUAACAUGAACGGAAUUCUUGCAGUGGAAAAGCCCAGUGGCGUGCUGUCAUCCAAGGUCGUGCUUCAGCUUCAAUCGAUUUUCGACACGUCCGAUGUUUUCGCCCACGACUUGGCUGAGGCAAAGCUGAAGGUCCAUGAUCAAUUGACCAAAGGUACCAGAUGGCUGGCCAGCAAAAUCGCCAACCGAGUCAAAAAGACAAAAAUCAAGGUUGGCCAUGGCGGAACCUUGGAUCCCUUGGCUUCAGGAGUUCUCAUCAUUGGAGUGGGAACGGGCACCAAGAAGUUGAGCUACUACUUGGGUGAGUGCACGAAGACCUACGAGACCAGAGCCGUUUUGGGCCAGUCCACCACUACAGGCGACUCUGAGGGCGAGGUAUUGACACGUACAGAGACUGGACAUGUUACGCUUGAAAGCUUGAAGAGUUCAGCGUUGAAAUUUGUUGGAAAAUCAAAGCAGACUCCUCCUAUCUAUUCAGCACUUAAGGUUGAUGGAAAGCCAUUAUAUGAGUACGCUAGAGAAGGUAUUCCGUUGCCUAAAGCUAUCAAGGCUCGUGACAUCCAGGUUGACCUGUUUGAAGUGCACGACGACUUUGGUCCAAGUGACAAAUUCGAUGCAAUCAAGAUUGAACCUGAUGCUGAUGGAAAUACCGUCUACUCAAUGCUUGCCAAUAACCCCACGCUCAAUGACCUGGAUCUCUUCUUCUCGGAUGAGUACAUGGCAAAUGACGAACAUUCUACAGAAGAUAAAAACACUCAUAUCGAGCCUAAGUUAUUGGAUGUCUCUGCUCCAGCUCAACAGAACUUGCCUGUGUUCCAUGCCACAGCUACCGUUGGCUCGGGAACUUACAUUCGGAGUCUUAUUAGCGACUUGGGCCGUGCUGUUGCGUCUUCGGCAUUCAUGGUGGAGCUCAUUCGUGUCAAGCAAAGUGAUUGGGAGUUGGGUAAGAAUGUUUUCAAGAUGAGCGACUUUGAGCGCGAUGAGCGCAUCUGGGGGCCAGUCUUAAAGAGAGUCUUUGACGUUGGUUCCAGCAUUGAGUUGGAGAAAGAGUUUGAUUUGGUGACAGAGAAGAUAGGACCGUUGUUGGCCAUGGAGGAGAGUAAGAAAGAGCAGGAAAGGGAUGGAGAGGAAGAAAACAGUGAGAAAGUGAAGGAGACUGUAAAGGAGGAAACCAAUGAUAAAGUAAGUGAAAAAGAAAAUGAGGACAAAGAGAAAGAAAUGAGCGCUGAUGCUGAAAUUAGAGAAGAGGAUAUCAAGAGACGGAAGAUCUCAACGGAAAGUACAUAG
This is a messenger RNA of Sungouiella intermedia, 1305 nucleotides long. NCBI's taxonomy places the organism in Eukaryota, Fungi, Ascomycota, Pichiomycetes, Serinales, Metschnikowiaceae. The record is from the annotation of a GenBank genome assembly.